AUGCAGAAGGUCAUCCAAAGGACGGCCUCGGCCAGAAAGCAGGCCCAGAAGAAGCUCUUCCGGGCCAAGCAACAGGAAUCAUUGGUGGAUCGCAAGGACACAAUUCGAACGCGAAAGGAAUACAACCGGGCUCUGAUCGACAACCUCAAGGAAGCUCGGAACGCCCGCUGGGAGGACUGGCAGAAGGGAGAGCUGGCCCCGAAGCGUGAUACUGGACUCGAAGCUACAACCUACGGUGCUCUUGAUCCUGCCUUGAUGCACCCACCGCGCAUUCCGCAACACCUCCGCCGAAAGCACACCCUCUUCGCACCCGGAGAUCGAGUCUGCGUUAUUCGCGGUCGGGACCAGGGCAAGAUUGAAGAGGUCACCCAGGUUAACGAGGAAAGCGAGACCCUGCUGAUCAAGAACGUCAAUGAGGCCGAUAUCAAUGUUCCCGAGUGGGCCAAGGCUUCAAUGGGAAUCAAGAGCGACGUUCUCGCCCAAAACAUGCCAGUGCCAAUGGACGACGUUCGACUUGUCUUCGCCAUGACUGACGGGAAUACCACCAAAGACUACAUUGUACAACACGCCCAUGUCGGAAGGCCGUAUACCGAGCGACCCCGUUGGAGUAAAGUGCCCAAAUACACUCGAUAUGUCUCCGGCCUGAACAUUCGCAUCCCUUGGCCUACCGAGGAGGAGCCGCAGUACGAAGAUGCAGCAUCCGACACAACACGAAUGGAAGUCGAAGAAAGCACUUGGGUGCCUUCCUUGGAUAACUCGCCUUUCCCCUCUACCAUCAUUGACGAACUGCGCAACAAGUACUCUCGAUUCCGAACACGCCACGACGAGGAGUACGUGCGGGAGAAGGUCAUGGAAGAAUACCGCCAGGAAUACCUUUCCCAGCAGGCUAUCUUGACGCCCGCUGGUGAGUUGAAGAAGAUGAAGGUGGAGCAGAGCAUCCAGGCGAGACAGGCGCGGACAGAUGAGGAUGGCAACUUGAUGAUGGAUUCGGAGACCACCAACUUCAUCGAGCGCUUCAUGAGCCAGAAUGCGGCCUCCAAGAAGGCAGGCAAGGCCAAGCAGACUGCUUGA
Messenger RNA from Penicillium cataractarum, 1071 nucleotides. RefSeq names its product mitochondrial 54S ribosomal protein uL24m. The record is from RefSeq and is a predicted model, not a curated record. Gene Ontology annotation, cellular component: mitochondrion; ribosome. NCBI's taxonomy places the organism in Eukaryota, Fungi, Ascomycota, Eurotiomycetes, Eurotiales, Aspergillaceae. Gene Ontology annotation, biological process: translation. Gene Ontology annotation, molecular function: RNA binding; structural constituent of ribosome. The transcript is spliced from 2 exons. The coding region runs from base 1 to 1071 and encodes 356 amino acids.